GAAGACUUCACUGCUAGCACCAGCACUCUUUAGUAUUCAGCAUGCCAGAAACUUGGGUUAUCUCUAGAGCACAGGAAAAUGUUCCUUGGGGCUAUAAGGACAAUACUGUGGUAAUUCUCCAGCCGAAGGUGCGGUCAGACCUUUUCAAAGCACACUUGCAGCCUUCUUCGAAGAAGAGAAAAAUGGAGCCGAGACCAGUCAAUACCACUGCCAUGAACAUAACACAAAUGACAGACGAUUGCAUGGCCAUCGACAUACCGAUUCCUACUGAGUCAAUUGUGGAUCCUGAAACUGACAACAAUUCCCUUGGAAUCCAAAAAGAGUGUCCUUGUGGUUAUAUGCAUGGCCCUGGCCAGGGUGAUCAUCAUGACACACUGGCCGUAGGCUUGGGAGAUCCUUUGUUACGGGGUCCAGAAUGAAUCAUUUGCAUUGUGUGAGGUGUCUGCAACUUUAACUUGUACCAUAUGUAUAUUAGAACAUCAUUGAACAUGAAAAUAAUUGAAGGAAAUCCCAAACUCACAGAACAAUCGCCACACAAGUGAGAUCCUUAACACGCCGUAUUGUUCUACGUCUCGUAUGAGUCUCUUACCGGGUGGUACUUUGAUUUCACAAAUAUAAACUAUCUAGUAUUUGCGCGACCGUUUCAAAAAUCCAACCGUUUAACUAUUCACGCUUUGUAAAAGGUAGCUUUCCACACCCUUAUAGGCUCAAAAACCGCUGCACCAACGUUGCACACCACUGUUUAUCUAAAUACCGCUAGCUGACAACAUGGGUCUCCUAGAUCUGGAU
Messenger RNA from Yamadazyma tenuis ATCC 10573, 789 nucleotides. Lineage: Eukaryota; Fungi; Ascomycota; Pichiomycetes; Serinales; Debaryomycetaceae. The record is from RefSeq and is a predicted model, not a curated record.